Camellia sinensis is the source of this 625-nucleotide messenger RNA. The record is from RefSeq and is a predicted model, not a curated record. Lineage: Eukaryota; Viridiplantae; Streptophyta; Magnoliopsida; Ericales; Theaceae.
AGUAUUGCCAUGGUGUUAAAAUACUACAACUCAACCCAACUCAACCAUCUAACAAAAACCCACAACACAGAUAAACAAAAUUAUCACUUCCCUCUCUCACAAUCUUCACUUUCAGGCAGCAAAUCCAGCAUUUCAAGGCACAAAAUCAAAUGGGUUUCAAUUCAAACAACAAUCAGAACUUGUUGUCUAAGAUAGCAACAAACAAUGGGCAUGGUGAAAACUCUCCCUAUUUUGAUGGUUGGAAGGCGUACGAUAGCAAUCCAUACCAUCCUACCCAGAACCCAAAUGGGGUUAUUCAGACGGGUCUAGCAGAAAACGAGCUUUGCUUUGAUUUGAUUAAAGAAUGGGUUGUGAAUAAUCCCAAAGCCUCCAUUUGCACUGCUGAAGGAGCAAAUGAAUUCAAAGACAUUGCUAUUUAUCAGGAUUAUCAUGGCUUGCCAGAGUUCAGAAAGGGUGUGGCUAAGUUUAUGGGAAAAGUGAGAGGCGAUAGAGUAACAUUUGACCCAGAUCGCAUUGUUAUGAGUGGUGGAGCUACUGGAGCUCAUGAAAUGUUGGCCUUCUGUUUAGCUAAUCCUGGUGAAGCAUUCUUGGUACCUACACCAUAUUAUGCAGGGUAAUACAUCAU